Messenger RNA from Brassica oleracea var. oleracea, 1878 nucleotides. RefSeq lists its product as uncharacterized. Bases 1 to 1878 code for a protein of 625 amino acids. The record is from RefSeq and is a predicted model, not a curated record. NCBI's taxonomy places the organism in Eukaryota, Viridiplantae, Streptophyta, Magnoliopsida, Brassicales, Brassicaceae. The transcript has 6 exons.
AUGGCUGCCGAGAUCGACGUCUCUCUAAGUGUUCGCGCUUUCGAGGAGUUGACGUCCAUUAGCUCGUUGGACGACGGCCUUUUGUCGAUAAAGAUGCGACCAAGCUAUAACGUGAUAGGGGGCACCGUAAUAAGACAUUUGACUGGCAGAGGUCUUAUUUUUACGUCAAGUGCGACGAUUCUGCCUUCGAGGAUCCUCCGGACGAAGACUACCGUGUAUUGUGGAACACCUUACUUGGUAGAGUACCCUCCUGAUCAUCCGACUUCUCGCGAGUAUCUAGAGGAAUUCCUGUCGAGCGCCCGUGCCGUCGCGAGACUCGAUCAAGAGCAUUGGGAAAACAUUUCUAGGGAGAGGGUUCGCCAGGAUUGGAAUUCAAGUUACCUUCCCUCGGCUAACAAGGUUAAGAGACGGAUCUCGCUGUUCACCAAAGAAGAGCAGAAGAGGAUCAACGAAGCAAGUAAAAUGAGGGGCCUUCCUGAUCUAAGUGCCAUGAUGGCGACCCAGCUUAGUCUGCCGAGUGAUGAGCCGUCGGUAUCCUCUAAUGAGAUGGUGGUUGCCGAUACGAUCGAGGCGACUCUCCAGCGUCAAGACUCUUCACCCGGCGCCACCGCCGCUGCUUUUAAGAAGAAGAAGAGCAAGAAGAGAUCUCGCGACGAUCCCUCCGUUGGUGAGGAUCUCGAGACUCUUCCAGAGGAAACUGGUCAGACUGAGGCCGCCGAGCCGCCCACGAAGAAGAGAAAGAAAAAGAAGCAGUCGAACACUCAGCAAUCUCCGGAGGAUAACUUUGCGACCCAAGGUGCUAGAGUUGUCGGUUACUCUGCUCGGGCUGGCUCGACUAUCGGGCCAACUCCUAACUUGGCUUUAACAGACGAACCCGGGAAUGUCUCGCUCGAGGUUCCGCUUCAGAAGAAGAGAUCGAAGCAAGUGAGUGAGCAGGAAACGACCAGUCGCCAGGUUCCUUCUGCCUCUGCUCCAAGUGUUUCCAGAGCUUUAUGCUCCAUCGCUCCCCGGGGUGUCGGCUCCCGUCAGAUCAAAUGCGGCCCAAAGCCUCUUCCGCCAGUUGCUGACUUGAUCUUCCAGGACGAGUACGUUGAUGCUGUUCGUACCAAGUUGCUGUGCGAUGGAGUCUCAAACUUCGUCAUCGAGAAAUACGACACGGCGCUGAAGGAAGCGCUUUCAGAGUCGGAGAAUCUGAAGAGGACGAUGGCGUCCAAAGGUAGGCUUCCUCGCCGAAAGAGGGCGGAAUGGCAGGAAAUGGCCGAAAAACGGGAUCGAGCAGUUGCUCGGAGAAAGGCUCAGAAGGAGCGAGCUGACGCAGCUGAGGCGGAGCUUUCCAUCGCUCGCUCUACCAUCGAAGCUUUGGAGCUGCGAAAGGCCAAUCUCCUGGAGGAAAUGGGAGUUAAGGCCGCAGAGCAUAAGAAAGAGUUAGGUCGACUCAGGGACUCACGUAUCCAUGAGGUUACAAAGGAGAGGGUGAGGGUUGAGACCGAGAUGAUGGCGAAAUCCAACAAGCACUUCGGGAAUCUGCGCGACUGGUGGGCUCGUUGCGAGCGAUUCGACACAGCGCGGCUGUUGCAGAGUCAGGCUCGAACCGCCGUCUUUGAGAUCUCUGAUUCCUCGGUUGUUGACCAAGAGGAUGUCCAGGAUGGGGAAUCGAACGAGGAUGAGGAUGACGGAGAGGUCGACAAGGGCCAAGGUGAAGAAGUAGAUGACUCCCAGGUCAACCCUCCUAAGGAUUUACUCGAGGUUCGCGAGGGUGAGACGACUCCUCAUAUUGAGAACGAAGGCGCGGAUUAUUCGAUGAACAUGGCCUCUCCAGGACCAUCUGUCGGUGAUGAAGAUACUGCACGGGAGCUGGCCAAAGAUGAAGAAGAAUGA